UUGUGUGUUACACGUUACAAGGCCCGGAACACGGUAGUGUUGUGACUGCGAGUGUGUGUGCGAUGCUUGGACGGUGAUCAAAGCAUGGUGAAUUACGUUAACCCGCUCGCCAUGUACCAGGGCAAGGGCGGUCAAUACGGGGCGGGGGGGUGGUAUGGCUGGCAGCAUCAGAACUUCGAAGAGCAGCAGUGGUGCGCUUGGAAUAGCGCGCCGGCGGGAGGAGAAUGGCCUUCGGAUCCUCACCAUUUCAAGCGGGAGCCAGGGGAAAGAGAUGUAGGUGAAAUGCCAUCCCCCGCACGUGGAGACCUGGCCAGUCCAGGAGAAGGCUCUCCUGGAUCGAGGCCGUCGCAGCCGCCGGCACCGCCGCGCUCUCCUUAUGAAUGGAUGAAGAAACCAAGCUAUCAGUCGCAGCCUAAUCCAGUAGGGAAAACCCGCACGAAAGACAAAUACAGAGUGGUCUACAGCGACCACCAACGGCUGGAGUUGGAGAAGGAGUUCCACUACAGUCGGUACAUUACCAUCCGUCGGAAAGCUGAACUGGCCGUCAGCCUGGGACUAUCAGAAAGACAGGUGAAAAUAUGGUUUCAAAACCGACGCGCAAAGGAGCGAAAACAGGUGAAGAAACGUGAAGAAGUGGUAAUGAAAGAUAAAGGAGACCACGCAUCCCUUCAACACGCGCAACUGCACCACGCCACGAUGUUACACCACCAGCAGAUGAUGAACGGUAUGAUGCAUCAUCAUCACUACCACCAAGGGGUGCUUCAGGGGGUGCCCGAGCCCUUAGUCCCCGGGGUGCCACCGGUUCCCCUCCUGUGACCGCAACAAGACUACUGUGCUCAUAGUGACACAUAUGGAUAGUGAUUAGUGACCAACCCAGUGAUUUUACGUGAAUUUUUGCCCAUCGGGGGUGUUACAUUAUAAUUAUGCUUUUGCAUUGAAUUUUUUACACUUGAAUAACGAACUUGUGAUAAAUAGUGCAAUAUCCUUACGAGACUUUUUCGUGCGGAUAAUUCUGGUAUGUAAUUGUAUGCAUUAUAGUAACUACCAUCUUUAAAUCUCCCCAGAGGAGAACACCUUGGUGUCUGGGCUUUUUCCAUUAAUGAACAUCAUAUUAUUUUUAAUCCUAAGUACGUGAGUGGUUUGUUUAUUAAUUUUAUUACAUUCUCGCUAAAAAAGCUCAUUUUAAAUCAUGAAUUGGUUCGAGACUUCGCAUAGUUAGUUAAUAUUAAUCCGCGAAGAUAACCUUUCUAAAUAUAUAAGCUUGAUAUAUUUGAUGUAUUUCAAAAUAAAAGACUACCGCUUCACGAAUUCACAUCUUUAAUUUGUAUCUUAAUUGGAAAAGUCUUGAUCCAAGAGUCGAAAACGCCCUUUAUUGCCUUUUAAAUGCUAAAACUUUAAAAUUAGUAGGUGCAUCUUAAACGGUCUCGCAAUUAGGCUUUGGCCUAAUAUUAUCUACUAAAUAGACUAAGGCUAUUUUUAAUUUAAAAGGAUUUUGUCACUGUAAAUAUAGAAUACUAUAUUUUUAUAUUAUUAUAGUUAAUAAGUAUUAUUAAAAUUGAUUGUUUUAACGGAUUUACAUAUAUUUCUCGAUGUUGCCAAUGAUGUUAAUGAGAUUAAUUUUCAAUGUAAAAUAUUUGGUGAUGCCUGCAAUAAUAAAGAAUCCAAUUUUGAAUUUGAUUUAUUGCUACUUAUUUGCUUAAUGUAGGUCUAUAGAAAUGAUCGGCAAAUUAAUGUAGGUAUAUAAAAUUAUAUAAUAGUUUAUAUAAGAAUCUCAUUUAACUUAAUAAAAUCAUAAACCGCGUCCAUAUAGCUUUAUGGCACAUUUAUAGCGUUUUCAUCGGUAGCGUUGAGAAAUAAGUAAAUAUUUUAUACUAUAAAUGAGAUUAUUCCUAGUUUAAAAGGUUCUGUAAAUAAAAUGUAGGGUAUAAAUUGCUUAAAAUAGUCGUAAUUUUUCUCAGUUGCAAUGACUUUAACACUGAAAAUUAAACACUAAGUCAUUACUUACGUAAUAAUUUUAUGAAUCCACGUUUUAAUAUUCCGACUGUGUAGUUUAUAAAUUACUUAAACAUCGAUUUAUUUUUGACUUUUUCUAUGAUUCGUUGUAAUAAUAUUUACGAUUUCUUAUUUAUUGAUCGAUUGGUGUUCAUGAAAGAAUAAUUGUUUGUCGUUUUGUUUUGUGAUGCAGUCGUAAGAUUGUAUUGUGGUGCUAAUUGUAGGUUCUAUAUGCAGUUUUCUUUUUUUUUACUAUUUUUUUUUUAUUUGAAAAUAUCUAAGCAAUAGUCGAAAGGGUAAUUAAUGUAACUAUAUGCUUAUUGUAAUACUUAUAUAAUACCUUACUGCUGUUGGUAUAACUAUGUUAUGUUUAUAAUAUUGAGUAAUGUUUGUAAACACAGUGUUAAUUAGUAGAUUUGUACGAAGCACCGUCACGAAACACCUUUGAUAAACUAAAUAAAUCCAUGUUAAUCUGAUUAA
This is a messenger RNA of Pararge aegeria (speckled wood butterfly), 2472 nucleotides long. It is a transcript of the gene cad, whose product is annotated as homeobox protein CDX-1. Gene Ontology annotation, cellular component: nucleus. Gene Ontology annotation, biological process: anterior/posterior axis specification; regulation of transcription by RNA polymerase II; cell differentiation. Lineage: Eukaryota; Metazoa; Arthropoda; Insecta; Lepidoptera; Nymphalidae. The transcript has 3 exons. The record is from RefSeq and is a predicted model, not a curated record. Gene Ontology annotation, molecular function: DNA-binding transcription factor activity, RNA polymerase II-specific; RNA polymerase II transcription regulatory region sequence-specific DNA binding. The coding region runs from base 85 to 816 and encodes 243 amino acids.